UAUUUACCGAGCGGGGUGUUGAUGAGGACGACCUCCACCCCGGUGGCCUGCUGGGCUCUCUGGAGCUCGUCCAGGUCCGAGUCGUAGGGCCAGGCGACUUCCACAGCCCGAAACCCGGCGGAAGCGGCACUGUGGAUCCUCUGGCUCAGUUCCGGAAGCUCCGUGAAAAGCCACGAAAUGUUGGCGCAGAACCGGAGCCGGGACAUGUUUCAUGCUUUUUCUGGACAAGACGACUGGACACCCGCGUUAAGUUACCGACACGGACACAGCGGAGCAGCCUAUGUCGAACAUGGCUCCUGCUUCCUCUAAACAGCUGAUUGCAGCCACUUUUACCCCGUUAACUGAUCAAGGUGAAAUCAACCUUGAAGUGAUUGAACCUUAUCUCGACUACUUGAUAAAGAAGCAAGGAAUAUAUAGCAUAUUUUUGAACGGCACCGCCGGGGAGGGCAUGUCUCUCAGCGUGGAGGAGAGGAAGCUUCUGGCAAAGCACUGGUGUGAGAAAGCCAAAGAAAAAAACGUUCAUGUGAUUGUGCAUGUUGGUUGCACGAGUCUUAAAGAUUCCCAGGAGCUGGCUGAGCAUGCAGCAUGCAUCAAGGCUGACGGGGUUGCGGUCAUUACCCCUUCCUUCUACAAACUCAAGACUGCAGAUGCAUUGAGGAAGUUCCUACAGGAGGGUGGCGCGCUUUGCCCAGGGUUUGCCCUUCUAUUACUAUCACAGUCCUGCUGCCACCGGUAUUACCUUGCAGCUGAGAGAGGUGAUGGAAGGUAUUGAGACGCUCAUUCCCUCCUUCAGUGGUGUGAAGUUCGCCAGCAGUGACAUGAUGGACUUUGGUCUGUGCCUCAGUAAUUACCAGAAGCAGUUGUUCCUGUUCGGCUUGGACGAGUAUCUCCUACCAGCGCUGGCAAUGGGAGCAGGAGGGGCAGUGGGCAGUACAUAUAAUUAUCUGGGACGCCAGGCCAGCCAGCUCAUUUCAGCUUUUGAGGAAGGUGACCUCGUCCAAGCCAGGAAAAUCCAGAACAAGAUACUAGAACUUAGCAGUUCCAUCAUGGGAAAAGGUGGGUGAUAGCCAGGGUUCUAGCUAGGACCAUUUUAGUGCCGGGUAAAUGACGUGAUCCCUGAAGCUAUAGGGGUUUUAUACCACUAAAACAUUACUGUUUUCAGCUGC
Thalassophryne amazonica is the source of this 1166-nucleotide messenger RNA. RefSeq names its product N-acetylneuraminate lyase-like. NCBI's taxonomy places the organism in Eukaryota, Metazoa, Chordata, Actinopteri, Batrachoidiformes, Batrachoididae. The record is from RefSeq and is a predicted model, not a curated record. The transcript is spliced from 11 exons. Gene Ontology annotation, molecular function: N-acetylneuraminate lyase activity; 4-hydroxy-tetrahydrodipicolinate synthase activity. Gene Ontology annotation, biological process: N-acetylneuraminate catabolic process. Bases 281 to 772 code for a protein of 163 amino acids.